Molecule: messenger RNA, 643 nt
Organism: Drosophila nasuta
Lineage: Eukaryota; Metazoa; Arthropoda; Insecta; Diptera; Drosophilidae
Product: C-type lectin 37Db-like
Exons: 1
Coding region: 9-575 (188 amino acids)
Source: RefSeq, a predicted model, not a curated record
UAUCGACAAUGUUGUGGCCCAAGUUGAUUGGCUUCGCGGUACUUAGUCUGCUGCUCGCUCAGCUGCAGUUCAUUCCCAGCGAUGCUGCCGUUUCCGGUUGCAGUGAUAACUUCACUCAGGUGGCGGGCAAAUGUUUGUUUGCUGCGAAUUAUUGGUACAACUGGUAUCAGGCUGAACGCCAUUGUCGUUCCUUGGGCGCUGGACUCUUCAAUUUGCAGAAUCAAACACAGCUGCAGCAGAUUUCCGACUGGCUAAAUGCAACUUUGCCCUACACAAUUGAGUUCUGGACAUCGGGCAACAAGCUAGGACAAUAUGUCGCUAAUUAUUACUGGCAGAACACGGGUGAGCAGGCGCAUUAUUUGCCCUGGGCCAAUGGACAACCGCUGGCGGCUAGCGGCGAUUGUGUCACGCUUUUUGCCAACUACACCUACUACGAGGGCAUUUUGGGAUACAAUCUUGUUGUCAGGAAUUGCACGCAUCCAUCACCGCAUGUCUGUGAGAAGCAAACGCAGAUAACUGAUAAUCGCAUUUGCCUCAAGACGGGAUCUUAUGAAAAUGUCCAAGUUUUGCUUUAAGCAAUCUAAUUGUUAAAGGCAUUUCCCUCUAACUAUUACAGUUUGCAUAAGGCUGAAGUCUUAUUCUU